AUGGAAACCUCCGCCCCCAAGCGACGCAAAACUUCGAGUCUUCCACCAGGCGGGUCAGAUAGUCCUGCCGCUCCAUCAUCCGGCGCCCAAUCUGUGAGACGGUCGACGAGGAGACAGACCUCUUUAUCCAUCUCCCCGGACGGAGAGGGCCGGGCGCGUACUCUGCGCACUGGCCCAGCGCCUCGAGAAUCCCCAAGCGAUGGGAGCGAUGGUAGCGAUGGCGGAGACGACCAGGCCGUGACCGCCCAAUUGGAGGGCGCAUCAGAGAAUAGACCGGCAUCUGAUCCAGCUGGUUCCAACAUGGCACUUGGUCCGUCAGUCAGAGAGCCACAGAGCCCGAUCCGUCAAAGUCUCGGUGGAAUGCGAGGCAGACCGCGACGCUCGAUGCAUCGACCAUCACCGCGACCGCUCCCGCCGCCUUCAGUGCAAGAGGAGGAGUUACUAGACCCUUUCAAAGGGCGGGCCCUACGCAGAUCUCCACCGCGUGGUGUACUGCCUGUGCAAGAGCCCGAUGAGCCAGAGCUUCCGCCUACACCAACGGAGAAGGGCUUAUCGAAUCCGGAUGCAGUCAAUACGUCACCCAUGGGAAUCCAUAACACGCCGUCUAAGCGACCCAGGAGGAGUAGGGCUCUGGCUGACAAGCUUCGUAGUGGCAGUUCACCCUUGAAGCAACCGCCGGUGCGACCGACUGACUUCGAGUCUUUUGGAAAGGAGGCUCUGGCAAAAAACUCCGCCAAGGUACUUCGGCCGGCAUCAAAGAGCUUGGCACAGCAUGAAGCGGCAUUGUCGCAAGCGCUUCAACCAGCAGCACGUAUAGAAACAUCGGAUCAGGGCAAAGAAAGAAAUGCGCAAGAACAGUCACAAUCAACCCCAAGCAAGCCGCACACAGCUCGACGUAUCAAAGAUCCGGAUCCUUUGGCGGAGAAGACGGCGACUCGAGACUUGCUGCAAGCGGAAGUCAGUCAGCUGCUGGCUGACCUAGAGGUCGCACGCAGAGAAAACGAUAAUCUCAAUUCCCCACAACACCGUGGCUCUGCUGGGCGGACAUCAACAACAAUUCAAGAUCCGGAUGCUUUAUUCGACAUUCUUCUUCGGCAUGCUCCACCGCUCGAGCAAGAGCCCCAAGUGCAAGCAUCAGAGGCUUGGCUAAAGGCAGCGCUUGAUCCCAUGUCCUUCCUACCUUUUGGGAGCCAAUUGGCAGCUCUACCGAGUCCUUUUCAACCAUUAGAUCAAGUAGACCAACUGCCGCCCACGUCACAUGAACCACUGCAGAUGAGUCUAGCUGAGGAAAGACCCUACCUUGAACUGUUUACACCACUUAGCUUUGCGUCGGCGACUACAAUCAUCCCUCGCGAACCAAGUGACGAUGCUCCUGAUGUGAUACAACAGCAUCAUAUAUCUAUAACAUCCAUGCCAAAAGGACUCUUCUCAGCACAGAUAGAUAUGCUUGUUGACACAAAGACCCUGUCAAUAUUGGAGCUUGUUGUGCCCAAGCUGGAGCCUGCAGCUGUUGGCGAACUUGGCCCCUUUAUCGAGAGGGUUCUAGGCACUGAUACGAAUUCAUUGGGUUCUUCCAGGCGAAAUAUCGCUGUCAUGACAUGGGCAAUGGCCGAGUGGACGAGGUUAGCCAGUAAGCGGGCUAGAUUGUGGUCGUGUAUCGCAAAAGAGUUGGGUCAUACACAAGGUAUCCUGAAAUGUGCCCGUGAUCUACGGCGGGCGAAGCGGAGGAAGCGUCUCCACAAGACAGUAGUUGAUGUUACGCGAGCAAACUCUGACGAGGAAGUGGAAAUUGAUGGAAACAAGUUUGAGAUGACAAGAAAACAAUUGGUUUCUGAACUUGGACGGACUGGCCUCGAUUUGGUUCUUGGCUCGCAGGGAAAGGAUAAGGUGGAAUUGCGGAUUAACUGGCAGAUUACAUUUGACUGGACCGGAGAGGGACGAAAUACCAUCAAACUCCUGGUCCAUACACCGGGCAAAUGGCACAGCAAAGAUACUGCAGGGCGAUUGGCGAAAAUUCCGGUCAUAUUUGACAAGCUUGUCCAAGACGGUGAUGACCCGAUGGGAGCCCUGAAAACGGUCGUUGCACUGCUGGCUAGGGAUGAGAAGGAAUAA
Messenger RNA from Pestalotiopsis fici W106-1, 2112 nucleotides. RefSeq lists its product as uncharacterized. The transcript is spliced from 2 exons. The record is from RefSeq and is a predicted model, not a curated record. Lineage: Eukaryota; Fungi; Ascomycota; Sordariomycetes; Amphisphaeriales; Sporocadaceae. Bases 1 to 2112 code for a protein of 703 amino acids.